Molecule: messenger RNA, 2643 nt
Organism: Rotaria sp. Silwood2
Lineage: Eukaryota; Metazoa; Rotifera; Eurotatoria; Philodinida; Philodinidae
Source: the annotation of a GenBank genome assembly
AUGGAUGAAAUCGAAAAAUUUGGCAGCAACAAUCGAAAAGAAUAUAUUAUUAAUGAUCCCGAUGAUUGUAUUACUAUAGUUUAUACGAGUGGAAGUUCAGCAUUUCCAAAAGGAGCAAUCAUAUCUGAAAAUGUCUUUCGAAUUACUUUUCCACAACGAACUUUGUCUCGAAAUGAACAAAAUGUCAAAUUUAGUUAUCGACCAUUAGCAUGGAUAACUGAUCGUAAAGCUACAAUAGCAGCAUUUCUCGAAGGUGGCUCGACAGGAUUCUCAACGGGCGACGUCACUCGACUUAUGGAAGAACUUGCUUUGGUCGCACCUACAAGUUUCUCAGCACCACCUACUUUUUGGAAUAAGAUCUAUUCGGAAUUUCAAAGAACUCUUACAUUAAGAAAUGAAAAAGAUGAAGAAACUCUUCUAGAAUAUUUUUCAAAAUUAAUUCCUCAACGAUGUCGAGUUAUUUCGAUUGGUGGUGCCAUGGUUAGCCCAUUCGUAUUAAAUUUUAUGAAACUAUGUUUUCGACAUUGCAAAAUAGUUGAAGCUUACGGAACGACAGAAUGUGGUCGAAUAACUUUCAAUUACAAGUUUCUUAAAACAAUUAUUGAUUAUCGUCUAGAAUCAGCAAUAGAUAUCGGUUAUACAAUUAAUGAUAAGCCGUUUCAGAGAGGUGAACUUGUUAUUAAAACAGCACAAAUGUUUUCGGGAUAUGUAAAUAAUUCUGAAGAAACAAAAUUAGCGCUGACUGAGGAUGGAUACUUUCGUACGGGUGAUAUUGUUGAAUUACGUUUGAAUGAUGACAAAACACCUAAUAUACAUAUUAUUGAUCGUAGAAAAAAUUUUUUCAAACUUGCACAAGGACAAUUUGUGUCAGCCGAAUUUCUCGAAAGUAUUUAUUUACAAAGUUUAUUUGUUGAACAAAUCUAUAUUUAUGGUGAUGGUCUAGACAAUAGUGUCAAAGCAGUUAUUGUACCUAAUAAAGAAUAUUUUGAAAGUUUUCUUAUAAAACAUAAUAUUAAACAAAUUGAUUUCAAUCAUCCAGACAAUUUAUUUUAUGAUACUAUUAUGAAUGAUUUGCAUUCAAUAGCUACGAAAGAAUCGCUUCGAAUGCAUGAAAUUCCAUCAAAAUUAAUCAUUGAUUUCGAACCAUUUACAAGUGAAAAUGGUCUUUUAACAUUAUCAAUGAAGCUAUGUCGUCCUAAAUUAUUUGCACAUUAUGCUCAUCGAUUAAAAGAGAAUAAUUCUAUUCAUAAUCAAUUGAAAAAUAUUCUCGAAAAAGCAAUUGGACAAGAAUUAUCAUUGAAUGAUGAUGAUCAAUUAUUUUUAACAACAGGUAUAGAUUCAUUAACAGGUUUGCGUCUAUCUCAUAUGAUAGACAAUGAUUUGGGUGUAUCAAUACCAUUAAAUAUUCUAUUUGAACCUAAUAUGAAUUUACAGAAACUAGUCAAUAUUGUUCAAGAUCCUAUGCAAAUAUGUUCUUGGUCAGAAUCGAUUAAAUCACAAAUAUUAAAUGAUUGUCAACUUGAUUUGAAUAUCAAAAUUAAAACACAUAAAGAUAUAAAUCGUUCUCCUUCAAUAAUUUUUAUCACUGGAACAACUGGAUUUGUUGGAGCUUUUCUCCUUUCUCAAAUGUUAAAAGUUUAUCCUUUGACUUGUAAAUUUCUAUGUCUUGUUCGAUGUCAAACUUUCAUAAAUCCAUUAGAUCGUAUUCGUGAAAAUAUGAUGUUUCUUCAAAUAUGGAACGAUGAUUUCCGAGAACAAAUUAUUGCUUUACGAGGCGAUCUCACUAAAUAUCAUUUUGGAUUUGAUGAUGCAUCAUAUGAAGAUCUCGCUAAUAAGACAGAUAUUAUUAUUCAUUGUGCUGCUAUCGUCAAUUUUGUAUUACCAUAUAAAGCACUCUACGAUACCAAUGUUAAUGGUACUAGAGAAAUCAUUCGUUUUGCUGGUCAUCCUUCGACAUUCAUACCAAUAAAAUAUAUAUCGACAAUGAGUCUAUUACCACAUGGAAUGAAACAUGACAUAUCUAUUGACAAUAUUCGUCCAGAUCAUUUGAAUAAUGGUUAUACACAAAGUAAAUGGGUUUCAGAGACACUCAUGGCAAAGGCAGCUCAUAUGGGUAUACCAGUUAAUAUCUAUCGUUUAGGAUCUAUUGGUUCUAAUACUCAAACUGGAGCUUGUAACAAACAUGAUCUAAACACAUUAUUCAUUAGUACAAUUAUGAAGAUAGGUUAUUAUCCAUUGAAAAUAGUUAAAACGAAGUUGAAUCAAUUACCUGUCGAUUUAGCUGCUCAAGCAAUCAUUUCUUCGGAUAAAAUUCAACCCGAUACUUACGGAAAUAUUUAUUAUAUUGUUAAUAAAAAUGAGGAAAUACCAUUUGAAGAUAUUGUUAAAUGUAUUUGUAAAUGUGGUAUUAAGAUUGAAUCUAUUUCUGAUGAUGAAUGGAAAAAUCAACUAAUGUUACAAUCAAAACAAAAUGAUUUUAUUAAAUCAAUUGGAGAAUUCUUCUUAUAUAAUUCGUUUAAACAGGCAAAUUCGAAUGCUCAAGAAAAUGAAUCAAUUAAAAAUUCUCACUUGAAUUUUCUAUCUGGUGAUAACUAUUAUAUUAUGAAAUGGUUAACAUUCAUUUUGAAUAAUAUUAUUCAUUAA